This is a messenger RNA of Thecamonas trahens ATCC 50062, 972 nucleotides long. RefSeq lists its product as uncharacterized. Bases 1 to 972 code for a protein of 323 amino acids. The record is from RefSeq and is a predicted model, not a curated record. NCBI's taxonomy places the organism in Eukaryota, Apusomonadida, Apusomonadidae. The transcript has a single exon.
AUGGAAGAGUUUGGCUUUGUGGCCGUCAACGAUCCGCUCAAGCAGUACACGUCGGCGGUGAAGCUCGUGUACGCGCGUAGGUCAAAGUUCCGGCGCGGCGAGUCGGUCCAGCUCGAGCGAGGCCCGCCGAUUGUGCAGCCCGGGGCGUCGCUGGUGGCGCUCGCACGGCCGCUCUUCCAGAACCGCGAGCUGCUCGACGCUCUUAGUCUGGUUCUCUCACACGAGGCCUUUGACUCGGUCUGCAAGUGGCACGACCAGCUUGGCUUUGUCAUUUUCUCGCAAACCCAGUUUGUGGCGCAGGUCCUGGAGAUCGAGUUCUCGAUGCCUGUCUACGCGCAUUCUUGCCUGCCGCGGACGCUCUGGGAGACCUUUACGGCAUACCUCGCCAAGUACGGCAUCGUGGACGUCACUGUCGCCGCCACCGAUGCCGCGCCGGGCCAUUUCUACUUUCAGCACAUUCGCCUUGACUUUGUUGAAGGCAAGGACAUCCGCUUUGUCACCAAGAUCAAGCCGUCCAAGAUCGCCAAGUUUGUGCCGCUCCCCUUUCCUGCCAUCAGCAGCGCGAUCGAGGAGCAUCCGAGCCGCAAGCGCUCGCGUUCACUCUCACCCGAGCCGCAGGCUGAAGUCAAGCGAGCCAGGACCAAGAUCAAGAGCGCCACACCGCCGCUGCCCAAUGGCGAGCCGCCCAAUGGCGAGCCCUCCAGUGGCGAGCUCGGCGGCGUCGUUGCUCCCGAGACCGCGCCGACACCUGACAUUGUCGAGCUCGAGAACGAGGUCAUUGCCAAUUUCACGCCCGAGACACUCGAGCGCAAGCUUGCCCUGGUACGGCUGAUCGAGGAGACGACUCACUCAUACAACUCGCUCAUGGAGGAGCGCAUGAAGCUGGACACCAAGCUCAGCGCCAUGGACACCCAGCUCCUCAAUCUUGUCGAGAAGCGUAACGCGCUCUCGUCCGAGUUCAACAGACUGUAG